Molecule: messenger RNA, 981 nt
Organism: Aedes aegypti (yellow fever mosquito)
Lineage: Eukaryota; Metazoa; Arthropoda; Insecta; Diptera; Culicidae
Gene: eIF4EHP
Product: eukaryotic translation initiation factor 4E type 2
Exons: 4
Coding region: 233-856 (207 amino acids)
Biological process (GO): translational initiation
Cellular component (GO): eukaryotic translation initiation factor 4F complex
Molecular function (GO): RNA 7-methylguanosine cap binding; translation initiation factor activity
Source: RefSeq, a predicted model, not a curated record
CUGUCAUCCAUCGCACUCGAAAAAGUCAGUUUUGCAGCGCAGGCAAGCGAACAGCGCCGAGGAAAUUCGACGAUUCAGCUAAAAAAAAAUCUUGUUUUUCAUUGAAUUCAAUCCGGUUUUCUCGCAACAAUAAUCAGCUCCGAUCGGCCGUUCAAAUCUGUGAUAAAAGUCGAAGACUCGUGUAUCUCUUGCAGGAUAAAGGCAGCGCUAACGUAAAGGUCCCCAAAACAAAAUGACUAACAAGUACGAUGCGUUGAAACCCUAUGGAAGCGACAGUGACGAUAGUGGUGAUGAAGGUGCAGACUUUGACGUGGAAAAGUUGGAACCUCUGGAAGUAGGCCCCGGGGAACACAAGCUCCAGUAUACGUACUGUCUUUGGUUCGCGAAAAAAGGUUCUCACAGACCUGCGGAGUACGGCAAAUCGCUACACUUUGUGGGACGGUGCGCCAGUGUGGAACAGUGGUGGACAUUGUAUUGCCAUUUAGUUAAGCCUACCAUGUUGACAUCCUUCCGAAAGUUACAUUUAUUCAAGAGUGGCAUAAAACCCAUGUGGGAAGACCCAGGAAAUGUGCGCGGCGGCAAAUGGGUCAUUCGGUUGAGAAAGAACAAAGUUGAUCGAGCGUGGGAAAAUGUCUGCAUGGCAAUGCUCGGAGAGCAGUUCUUGGUCGGUCCAGAAAUAUGUGGUGUCGUACUUUCGACGCAAUUCCCGGAGGAUCUGCUGUCCAUCUGGAACCGAACUGCCACAGACACAACCAGCACCAAUCGAAUCCGGGACACGUUACGGAGAAUUCUGAACCUGGCCCCUUCGACACACAUGGAGUAUAAACCACACUGCGAUAGUCUCAAGUACCUUUGAAACUGCUUCGCCGUCGUUUGGCGUAUCGUUAUUAUGUCGGGUUUUCCUCUUUUACUGUAACUCCCAGGAUGAAUGGUCAUCGUCAAAAGAAAUAAAAAAAAAGAAAUAUGAUAGCUGAAUCUGAA